Penicillium paradoxum is the source of this 483-nucleotide messenger RNA. Its product is annotated as 4a-hydroxytetrahydrobiopterin dehydratase. Gene Ontology annotation, molecular function: 4-alpha-hydroxytetrahydrobiopterin dehydratase activity. Gene Ontology annotation, biological process: tetrahydrobiopterin biosynthetic process. The transcript is spliced from 3 exons. The record is from RefSeq and is a predicted model, not a curated record. Bases 1 to 483 code for a protein of 160 amino acids. Lineage: Eukaryota; Fungi; Ascomycota; Eurotiomycetes; Eurotiales; Aspergillaceae.
AUGAACAGCUUGACUCCUAUGCGUCUCUGUGUGAGACGCAUCUCUAGCGUCCAACCUCGCCCAGGACUAUCCACGCGUCUACAUUCACCUGUAUUCCCCCUCGGACGCUUCCCGAGAAUGGCAUCCACCGCGUUUCAGUUCGCCGAGGGCGAGGAUGCGCAGCAGCUGGCUCGCGACGCCGAGAGUCUACUGCAGCAGGGUUGGUCGCAGGAUGGAGAUGGGAUGGGGGUCACCAAGACAUUCCACUUUAAGAGUUAUUUUAAGGCCGUUGCGUUUGUUAAUAUGGUGGCGGCCGAGAGCGCGUCCAAGAAACAUCAUCCCACUAUGACGGUGCGGAUUGGCUCCGUCGACGUGCACUGGACGACCCAUCGUCCACGGGGGUUCACACAAAAAGAUGUUGCGAUGGCGCAGCAUUGUGACCAGGGCGCUGGCCUGAUGGGUGCGGUUGAUCCUGGUCAGGGAUUGAAAUGUGGUCCGGUCUAA